Messenger RNA from Salvia miltiorrhiza (redroot sage), 663 nucleotides. RefSeq lists its product as uncharacterized. NCBI's taxonomy places the organism in Eukaryota, Viridiplantae, Streptophyta, Magnoliopsida, Lamiales, Lamiaceae. The record is from RefSeq and is a predicted model, not a curated record. The transcript is spliced from 2 exons. Bases 1 to 663 code for a protein of 220 amino acids.
AUGGCACCAAAAGCGAAUGAAGCGAGACAUAAAUUCUAUUCAGGAGAUACUAGCGGUCCCAAGGAUCAUUCCAGUUCGAGUUCGAGCUACAAAGAUGAUACCCAGAACUUGAGAGGGGCAGACAAGAGUGAUAAGGGGAGUGGGGAGAAUGGAGAUAUGUCCGGGCAAUCAAUGAACAUGGAUGAAUCCAGAGAGCAGGAGGGGGUGGCUUUGAUUGGGGAGGGAGAGGGGGAUGGAAGAGGGUCCGAGCAUUUGAUGAACAUGGAUGAAUCUGGAGAGCAGGAGGGGGAUGGAGGAGGGGAAAAAGUAGUUGGGGUGACGGGACUGGAGAAGAAAGUAACGGGGAAUAGGAAGGAGACGUCUUGGAAGCGACGAGCCAGGAGUUUUCGGGAGAGUGCUGCUGGAAGAGGCGGUAGAGGUGGUAGGGGAGGAAAAGGGUGGAACGGGGAGCGAGGGGGCAUUGCUCCAGUUGGGUUUGAAAGGGGAAGGAGAAAGGGUAAGGCGAGCCGUGGAAAUGAGAGUGAGCAGGAUGAGGGCAGAAUGAGUGGCUCGAAAAAACGAAUGGGGAGUUACGGGCUUGAGGUGGACUCAGAAACUCCCCCAUGCAAGAUUCCAUGUCAAACCACAGAUGAUGACUUGGCAACAACGGUGGUGGCCCAAUGA